This is a messenger RNA of Miniopterus natalensis, 4105 nucleotides long. The record is from RefSeq and is a predicted model, not a curated record. Lineage: Eukaryota; Metazoa; Chordata; Mammalia; Chiroptera; Miniopteridae.
GGGGCAGAGGCGCUCGGGGAGGAGGCGGCGGAGAAGAAGCUGCUCGUCACCCUCACAGGCAGACGACGGCGGCGACGAGGCCGGAGAGGAAGACGAGGAAAGCCAAAAAACACCAAUAGAGCGAAAGAAGGGGAGGAGGAAAAAAAUAAAUAAUAAAAAAAUGCCAAGAACAUCCAUCCGGAGAGAUGAAGAGAAUGAAAGUUUCAUGCUGCAGAGCCGUUACCUGCUUUUCCGGCGCCCAGUCCUCUCGCUGUGUUUAAGCCCUUUGGCGUUUGCCCGCCGCUGACAUUAAGAGGCAUGUGCAGCGGUGCCGGCAGCACCUCCUCUUCAUCUUCCUCCUCCUCCUCCUCCUCUCCCUCCUCCCUCGCCUCCCACCAGCGGGAAGACACACCGAGGACAGUCUUGACACACCGAAAUCUCCUCGGCGGGACUCGCGGGCGUCGCGCUGCGCCAGGGCGCGCGGAAUAAAGGGCGCGGACUGUUAUUAUUGAAUUAGGCGGCCGGUGAGGCGAUCGCGGAGGAGGGCGAGGGGCCGCCCGUCUCCCUUCCUGCGCUGAGACUGAGACAUGAGGCUCGACUGGGGAAGCCCUAACAUGAAGCGAAAGGAAUAGAUUUUUUUUAAGGACGCAAAGCCACAGGAGCCCCCCUCCCCCCUCCACACACACACACGCGCGCACACACACGCACACACAGAGCACUUUUAUUUGUAUUUCAGUUUUUUGUUUUUUUUUUCUCGCGGCGGUGGGGGAGGUGACGGGGCGGCCGGCUGGCUGCGGGAAGCUGCUUCCUUCCCCUUUGGAGAUGGUCGUGCUAUUCUUGUUUGCCUUGCUCUGGAUGGUGGAGGGAGCCUUUUCCCAGCUUCACUACACGGUGCAGGAGGAGCAGGAGCAUGGCACGUUCGUGGGGAAUAUCGCCGAAGAUCUGGGCCUGGACAUUACAAAACUUUCGGCUCGCCGGUUUCAGACGGUGCCCAACUCGCGGACCCCGUACCUGGACCUCAACCUGGAGACCGGGGUGCUGUACGUGAACGAGAAGAUCGACCGCGAGCAAAUCUGCAAGCAGAGCCCCUCGUGCGUCCUGCACCUGGAGGUGUUCCUGGAGAACCCCCUGGAGCUGUUCCGGGUGGAGAUCGAGGUGCUGGACAUUAACGACAACCCCCCCUCCUUCCCGGAGCCCGACCUGACGGUGGAGAUCUCGGAGAGCGCCACGCCGGGCACCCGCUUCCCCUUGGAGAGCGCCUUCGACCCGGACGUGGGCACCAACUCCUUGCGCGACUACGAGAUCACCCCCAACAGCUACUUCUCCCUGGACGUGCAGACCCAGGGGGACGGCAAUCGGUUCGCCGAGCUGGUGCUGGAGAAGCCGCUGGACCGGGAGCAGCAGGCGGUGCACCGCUACGUGCUGACCGCGGUGGACNGAAAGUGGCAGCAGCAGCAGCAGCAGCAGCGCACCGGCACGGCCCUACUCACCAUCCGAGUGCUAGACUCCAACGACAACGUGCCCGCCUUCGACCAACCCGUCUACACGGUGUCCCUGCCGGAGAACUCGCCGCCCGGCACGCUGGUGAUCCAGCUCAACGCCACGGACCCGGACGAGGGCCAGAACGGCGAGGUGGUCUACUCCUUCAGCAGCCACAUUUCGCCCCGGGCGCGGGAGCUCUUCGGACUCUCCCCGCGCACGGGCCGGCUGGAGGUGAGCGGCGAGCUGGACUAUGAAGAGAGCCCGGUGUACCAGGUGUACGUCCAGGCCAAGGACCUGGGCCCCAACGCCGUGCCCGCGCACUGCAAGGUGCUCGUGCGGGUGCUCGACGCCAACGACAACGCGCCCGAGAUCAGCUUCAGCACCGUGAAGGAGGCGGUGAGCGAGGGCGCGGCGCCCGGCACCGUGGUGGCCCUGUUCAGCGUCACCGACCGCGACUCGGAGGAGAACGGGCAGGUGCAGUGCGAGCUGCUGGGGGACGUGCCCUUCCGCCUCAAGUCCUCCUUCAAGAACUACUACACCAUCGUGACCGAGGCGCCCCUGGACCGAGAGGCGGGGGACUCCUACACGCUGACCGUGGUGGCGCGGGACCGGGGCGAGCCGUCGCUCUCCACCAGCAAGUCCAUCCAGGUGCAGGUGUCGGAUGUGAACGACAACGCGCCGCGGUUCAACCAGCCGGUCUACGACGUGUAUGUGACCGAGAACAACGUCCCCGGCGCCUACAUCUACGCGGUGAGCGCCACGGACCGCGACGAGGGCGCCAACGCCCAGCUCGCCUACUCGAUCCUCGAGUGCCAGAUCCAGGGCAUGAGCGUCUUCACGUACGUGUCCAUCAACUCGGAGAACGGCUACCUGUACGCCCUGCGCUCCUUCGACUACGAGCAGCUCAAGGACUUCAGCUUUCAGGUGGAAGCCCGGGACGCCGGCAGCCCCCAGGCGCUGGCCGGCAACGCCACGGUCAACAUCCUCAUCGUGGAUCAGAACGACAACGCCCCUGCCAUCGUGGCGCCCCUGCCGGGCCGCAACGGGACGCCGGCCCGCGAGGCGCUGCCGCGCUCGGCCGAGCCGGGCUACCUGCUGACCCGCGUGGCCGCGGUGGACGCGGACGACGGCGAGAACGCGCGGCUCACCUACAGCCUCGUGCGGGGCAACGACAUGAACCUGUUCCGCAUGGACUGGCGCACCGGCGAGCUCCGCACGGCCCGCCGGGUGCCGGCCAAGCGCGACCCCCAGCGGCCUUACGAGCUGGUGAUCGAGGUGCGCGACCACGGGCAGCCGCCCCUGUCGUCCACCGCCACCCUGGUGGUGCAGCUGGUGGACGGCGCCAUCGAGCCCCCGGGCCACCAGCGCCCCAACCGCUCGGGCGGCGGGGACAGCUCGCUGGACCUCACCCUCAUCCUCAUCAUCGCCCUGGGGUCGGUGUCCUUCAUCUUCCUGCUGGCCAUGAUCGUGCUGGCCGUGCGUUGCCAAAAAGAGAAGAAGCUCAACAUCUACACGUGUCUGGCCAGCGACUGCUGCCUCUGCUGCUGCUGCUGCGGCGGCGGGGGCUCGACCUGCUGCGGCCGCCAAGCCCGGGCGCGCAAGAAGAAACUCAGCAAGUCGGACAUCAUGCUGGUGCAGAGCUCCAACGUGCCCAGCAACCCGGCCCAGGUGCCCGUGGAAGAGUCGGGGGGCUUCGGCUCCCACCACCACAACCAGAAUUACUGCUACCAGGUCUGCCUGACCCCCGAGUCCGCCAAGACCGACCUGAUGUUCCUUAAGCCCUGCAGCCCUUCUCGGAGCACGGACACUGAGCACAACCCCUGCGGGGCCAUCGUCACUGGCUACACAGACCAGCAGCCCGACAUCAUCUCCAACGGAAGCAUUUUGUCCAACGAGACUAAACACCAGAGAGCAGAGCUCAGCUAUCUAGUUGACAGACCUCGCCGAGUUAACAGUUCUGCAUUCCAGGAAGCCGACAUAGUAAGCUCUAAGGACAGUGGUCAUGGAGACAGUGAACAGGGAGAUAGUGAUCACGAUGCCACCAACCGUGGCCAGUCAGCUGGUAUGGAUCUCUUCUCCAACUGCACCGAAGAAUGUAAAGCCCUGGGCCACUCAGAUCGGUGCUGGAUGCCUUCUUUUGUCCCUUCUGACGGACGCCAGGCUGCCGAUUAUCGCAGCAAUCUGCAUGUUCCCGGCAUGGACUCUGUUCCAGACACCGAGGUGUUUGAAACUCCAGAAGCGCAGCCUGGGGCAGAGCGGUCCUUCUCCACCUUCGGCAAAGAGAAGGCCCUUCACAGCACCCUGGAGAGGAAGGAGCUGGACGGACUGCUGUCUAAUACACGAGCGCCUUACAAACCACCAUAUUUGAAUCAUUUCCACCCUCUUUCUUAUUUUGUACAUUGGAAGUAAAUUCACUUAAGCAUUUGUCCAUCACGUGAGCCCAACAAAGGAAGAUUACCAAUUAAAAUAUAAAUAGAAUUAUUCACUGAAAAAGACUAUCUACUUGGGAAUUUUUCCUUCCUCAUCAAACUGAUGAUUUAUGGGUCUAAAUUUAAAUACAUUAAGUUAUAAAGAUAUUGUAAAUAGUCUGGAAUAUACAAAUUCAAUUGCUUAUAAAUAUCAUUAAACAUCAUUUAAUACUCAA